AUGGCAGUGGACUACGAACGCAUACAAGCCGUCGGCCCCGACAGGGCAGCUUCCGAGUGGCUGUUGCGAUGCGGUGCCCUGGUACGCUAUCGGGGCUAUCAGAAAUGGCAGCGGGACUACAACGGGCUCCCGACGGGGCCCCUGGGGAAGUACCAGAUAGAAGCAAUCGAUGCCACGGACUCUUGCAUCAUGUACAGAGGAUUUGACUAUUUGGAUGGUCUGGAGCAUGUUACAGAAAUCAAGCUGCAGAAGUGCAUUUACAUACGGGAUGAGUGUCUGCAGAGGCUCAGCGAGACAAAGAAUCUACAGAAGAGUCUCCUCCAGCUGAGGAUAAUUUCCUGUGGGAAUGUCACGGAUAAAGGCAUCAUUGCACUUCACAAGCUGAUGAACCUUGAAUAUUUAUAUCUGAGUGACCUUCCUGGAGUAAGAGAGAAGGAAAGGACUGUUCACAUCCUUCAGCAGGCGCUGCCCAACCUAGAGCUGGAGCUGGAUUUAGAAUAA
Eurypyga helias (sunbittern) is the source of this 501-nucleotide messenger RNA. It is a transcript of the gene DMAC2L, whose product is annotated as ATP synthase, H+ transporting, mitochondrial Fo complex, subunit s (factor B). Lineage: Eukaryota; Metazoa; Chordata; Aves; Eurypygiformes; Eurypygidae. The record is from RefSeq and is a predicted model, not a curated record. The coding region runs from base 1 to 501 and encodes 166 amino acids. The transcript has 4 exons.